Messenger RNA from Aspergillus glaucus CBS 516.65, 1043 nucleotides. RefSeq lists its product as uncharacterized. The record is from RefSeq and is a predicted model, not a curated record. The transcript is spliced from 2 exons. NCBI's taxonomy places the organism in Eukaryota, Fungi, Ascomycota, Eurotiomycetes, Eurotiales, Aspergillaceae. The coding region runs from base 281 to 787 and encodes 168 amino acids.
AACCUACUUUAUCUCUCCAAUUUUAGUACAACCUAUCCAUUGAUUGAUUUCCCGUGAAUUAUUAGAUCAAAUACUAUUAUUAUCAAGAAUAAUCAAAUCAAUGCGGCCCUCUCGCGGAGUGUAUUGCGUCAUGGGCCCUGCCUUGCGCCCAACGUCUACCCUGCGAUCCAGUCACAACUUCUUUCUCUCACAUCGCAACUACUCUUUACUCCAGCGAAAUACAUUCACCAGAAACCACAUCUACAGAACCAGUCUCUUCCAAAUAAACACAACACGAACCAUGUCCUCCGACGACGCCUACCUCUCCUUCCUCGAAAAAGCCAACACCGACCACUCCGCAGGCCAACAGUCCCAGGCACAGACACAAAGAACACAAACGCAGACCGUCCACGCUAACGCAGAAACCCCUGCGAGCUUGCAAUCAAUCGACACAUUCUACAUUUCCGAAACAGAUGAGCCGUUUGAGCCUGUUGUGUUGGGAUUUGAGGGGGCGGGGAGAGAGGAGUGGCCUGGGUCUUCGCAAUUAUCGUCCCUAAUCGCUCCCGAUACUACCACCGACCUUUCGAAUAACAUCACAACGCUAUCAGCCUCAUCCUUCGAUCCACGGAAUCAAUACCCCGGUGUGUUCAAGGCGGUUCGCGCGGCGGCUUCCGGGCAAGACGAAAAUGUAGAAGUGAAGGUGUACCGGGUGGAUGUUGGGUCGUCGCGAGUGGAUUAUUUUGUGUUGGGGUUGGAUACUGAGAAGGGGAGGGUUGUUGGGUUUAGGGCGAGGGCUGUUGAGACUUAGCUUGAUAUAUUACGGUUUAUGAUGGUUAUGUGCAUAUGGUAUCUUGCUUUUGGAGUUAUGAGGGUAUACAUGCAAUGGUAUGACUUGCAGAUCCAGGUGUAGUUUGAGACGGAUAUAUAUAGUACCAGGUUGGAGUGCUGUCUAUGUGUUCGGAUGAUUUAUGAGGACUCAUGUCCAAGACUUAUACUACACUAAAUACGAAGUACAGAGCACCCAAUGUACAUCACAGUUCAAAAAGCAAUCGCAUGUAUGGAAU